This is a messenger RNA of Verruconis gallopava, 1563 nucleotides long. RefSeq names its product pantothenate kinase. NCBI's taxonomy places the organism in Eukaryota, Fungi, Ascomycota, Dothideomycetes, Venturiales, Sympoventuriaceae. The transcript is spliced from 3 exons. The record is from RefSeq and is a predicted model, not a curated record. Gene Ontology annotation, biological process: coenzyme A biosynthetic process. Gene Ontology annotation, molecular function: pantothenate kinase activity; ATP binding. Gene Ontology annotation, cellular component: nucleus; cytosol. The coding region runs from base 1 to 1563 and encodes 520 amino acids.
AUGGCCACGGUUGAGGAACACAACGCACCCGACUCUCGCCCCACUGACUCCUCUAACAGCGCCGAUGUUGACAACGACGCCGAUAGCGCGACUUCAGACGAUGUCGGCGGUGCAACGCUGGAGCGCAAGCUCACUAACACAGAGCACACGGCUGUGCCGAAGCCUGGCGACGUGAGAAUUAACGUCAAAGGAGCCUUCAUCGUGGAAGAUGACGAUGAGCCAGGAACACCGGAAGACGACUUUGACACUGAAGGGUAUCAGCUGGAGCGAAGGGGCAUACGACUACCGAAUCAUAAAGCUGUGGUCAGCCAUAUCGCAGUUGAUAUUGGCGGCUCUCUCGCAAAGUUGGUUUACUUCUCCUUCGAACCAGGAGACGAACAAGGUGGACGUCUUAACUUCCUCAAGUUUGAGACGGACAAGAUAGACACAUGUAUUGCUUUUAUGAAGAGACUAAAGAAGGAGCACAUGCAGCGGAAUGGCCUGGGUAGCGAUCAUGAGCUGUGCGUUAUGGCAACAGGUGGUGGUGCAUACAAGUACUAUGAGAGAAUAAAGGAGGCUUUGGGUGUGGAAGUGAUGCGGGAAGAUGAGAUGGAGUGUUUGAUCAUUGGACUUGACUUCUUCAUAUCCGAAAUUCCACGCGAGGUUUUCAGUUACAGCGAUUCUAACCCGAUGGCUUUUGUGCCACCAUCAUCCCGUACAUAUCCAUAUCUCCUUGUCAAUAUUGGCUCUGGUGUAUCCAUGAUCAAAGUUAGUGGGCCUAGAGAAUUUCAGCGUGUAGGCGGUACUUCUCUUGGGGGAGGAACACUCUGGGGCUUGCUGUCGCUCCUUACAGGGGCUCGCAACUUUGACGAGAUGCUGGCUAUGGCAGAGUGCGGCGACAACACGAACGUGGACAUGCUAGUUGGCGAUAUCUAUGGGACUGGAUACGGGAAGAUCGGCUUGAAGAGCACGACUAUUGCCAGUACAUUUGGAAAGGUGUAUCGCACAAAACGAAGGGCAGAACGAGAAUCUGAAGACUAUGGUGGUCUCGCAAAUGGCGAUCAUAUUGACUCUGCGAGAGAGUAUAUGUCUUCCACCUCACCGCGCACUACCAGCAGAACUGAAUGCGGGCCUCAGAUGACCAAUUCUAAUGACGACUACCCAGGUACAUCAGCUUCCAACUACUUCCCAAAAUCCGAUGCCGAUCCCCACAACUCCAAUCGCCAGCCUUUUCGGCCGCAAGACAUAUCACGUUCCUUAUUAUAUGCCAUAUCCAACAACAUUGGGCAGCUGGCUUUUCUUCAUGCUGAGAAGCAUAACUGCGCUCAGAUCUACUUUGGGGGAAGUUUCAUCGGUGGGCACUGGCAGACGAUGGCAACGCUGGCAUAUGCCAUCAAGUUUUGGAGCAAAGGCACGAAACAUGCGCUAUUCCUAAGGCACGAGGGGUAUCUGGGUGCCGUGGGUGCUUUUCUGAAGAGACAACCAGAAGGAUGGGGGAGAAGAGGAAGUAUGGAUGGACUUGGACUUAUGGGAGGUGUGCUUGAGAAGCUACGAGUUAAAACAGACGGGGGAGAAGCGCAAUGA